This is a messenger RNA of Ambispora gerdemannii, 174 nucleotides long. The record is from the annotation of a GenBank genome assembly. Lineage: Eukaryota; Fungi; Glomeromycota; Glomeromycetes; Archaeosporales; Ambisporaceae.
AAAUAUCAGAAUUGUAGUGGAGAAAUGUCAGAAUUGAUGGUAGAGGAAUGUCAGAAUUGUAGUGGAGAAAUAUCAGAAUUGAUGUGGAGAAAUGUUGGAAUUAAUGGUAAAGGAAUGUCGGAAUUGAUAGUAGAGGAAUGUCGAAAUUGUAGUGGAGAAAUGUUGGAAUUGAUG